Molecule: messenger RNA, 1544 nt
Organism: Polistes dominula (European paper wasp)
Lineage: Eukaryota; Metazoa; Arthropoda; Insecta; Hymenoptera; Vespidae
Biological process (GO): regulation of transcription by RNA polymerase II
Cellular component (GO): nucleus
Molecular function (GO): RNA polymerase II cis-regulatory region sequence-specific DNA binding; DNA-binding transcription factor activity, RNA polymerase II-specific
Source: RefSeq, a predicted model, not a curated record
AUGUGGCACUGGCCAGCCGCAUUUCGUGAAGUGGAAGGCGCAGCUACGUUUAUCGUCUCCAGGAGGGCUUUAAAAAUCCCUCCUAUCUUCGAAACUCAAACAACCAGCAACAUUUCAUUUGAGGAAGGAGGCGCAAAUAACGUUCCUAAGCCAUGCAGCCGUCUGCCGCAGCCAUCAUCUGUUUCUCGUGGCGUGAGAUCGCGGCCACUGGAGGAAGAAGUUGUAACCCUUACAAAGGUGGAAACUAUUCCUUUAUUAAGCCCAACAAUGGAAUCAGAUCUGCUCAAGGAGCCCUGGAUUUUUCCACAAACCAAAACAAACAUAUUAAUGGAAGAAGACAGUGUUACAACAUUCCCCGAGUGGGAGGAGAACUUUCAGGAUUUAAGCGGUUGGUGCAUGGAUCAAUUCCAGACUCCAUGCGAUUUUCCUAUAGGUGAAUUGGUUCCUUUUAAACUAUCAGGUACUAAAUACGAGGGUAAGAGCGUUUCGAAUUUGGGAAAGGGGGUAUCAGAAAACGCUACGAAGGGGAUAAACGAAGAUAAGGGGAGAUUAAAAAUGAAUUUGUUUGAUGAAACAGAGAUUCCAGGUGACAAAUAUCAACCUUUGUUACCUUCAUCAAACUCUUCUUUUAGCUAUAAAAAACAACUCGACGAAGCAGAAUAUAAGGAAUCAAAUAAUACAUUAUUAAAAUUACCCAAAGCAUGUACCAGUGCUAGUAAUAGCAAGAUGAACACUUCUUCUAAUGUUAAUGUAUCAUCAUUUCAUUCACAACAACGUAUAGACGAUCUUGAUUUGGAUGAUGCUUGCCAAAAUACAUUUGAAUCUACUGAAAAUAAUCAAUCGGAAACAUGGGAUAUGUUGAAUACAGUUCAAACUAGCGGAUCAGGAACAUUUGAUUUACUUUCAUAUCUUUAUGAAGAUGAACCAUAUUCACCAGGAGGGGGUAGCACAUCCACAGACACAUCAACAAUAUUCAAUUCAAGAUCGCCCAUAGAACAAUUACCAUCAGUUUCACAAAAUAAUACUGAGAAAGCGGUUAAGGUGGAUAUGGAAGUCGAUAAAGUUCGUCGAAAAACACGAUCAACAACUUCAACGAUAACAUCAUCGUCCGAUACUACUGCUACUACUUUCUCAGUUACAUCACGAAGAUCCGAAAGAACCAGGACGAUAACAAACACUAACAAAGUAGAGAAGAAAAAAUAUUCAAACGUUAAACGGGAAAAACGAAAAUUAUCUAUCGAUGAUUCCAGUAGUUCAGAUAGUCGAGUAGUAGAUCAUUUUAAUUACAGAGAAUCUAGGGAAAAAAAUAACGAAGCUUCAAGAAAAUCACGAAUGAAUAAAAAAGCUAAAGAAACAGAAAUGGCAAUAAGAGCAUUAGAACUUGAAAAGGAUAAUAAAAUAUUAAAAAUGAAAGUUGAGGAACUUGAAAAAUUGGUAAUAUCGAUGCGGAACGCAUUAUUACAAUCCGCUUUAAAGAAAGAGAAUUAAAUAAUUUUUUUUUUUAUCUUAUACAAGAUUAUCUAUUAUUUGUAAUCUUUAUGCAU